Messenger RNA from Meira miltonrushii, 468 nucleotides. RefSeq names its product cyclin-related 2. Lineage: Eukaryota; Fungi; Basidiomycota; Exobasidiomycetes; Exobasidiales; Brachybasidiaceae. Gene Ontology annotation, molecular function: cyclin-dependent protein serine/threonine kinase regulator activity; protein kinase binding. The annotation marks the transcript as partial. Gene Ontology annotation, cellular component: nucleus; cyclin-dependent protein kinase holoenzyme complex. The record is from RefSeq and is a predicted model, not a curated record. Gene Ontology annotation, biological process: regulation of cyclin-dependent protein serine/threonine kinase activity. The transcript has 2 exons.
CGAACGAAACCAACAACGGCCGCUUUGGGAGCAUUGCAUACGCCAAGCAGUACACUUUGCUUUCGUGCACGCAAUAUACCCAGCAUAUCCAUCGAAGCGUAUCUCUUGCGUAUUUUGCGGUAUUGUCCUGCAAGCUGUGAAGUGUUUGUCAGUCUCUUGGUCUAUUUUGAUCGGAUGAGCAAGAUGGGACAGGGAAAUCCUGAGCGCAUACUAGCUGAUGAUGGCUUGUUUGUUGGUAUGCGUGGAUUUGCGAUCGAUAGCUUCAAUGUUCACAGAUUGGUGAUUGCGGGUGUUACAGUCGCAAGCAAGUUUUUCUCCGAUGUCUUUUAUACCAAUUCUCGAUAUGCAAAGGUUGGAGGAUUACCCGUUCACGAAUUGAACCAGCUGGAAUUGCAGUUCUUGCUGUUGAAUGAUUUCAACUUGAUGAUUCCAUUGGAGGAAAUGCAGAGAUAUGCGAAUCAAUUGCUC